GUCGCCUUUCAAGAGCGAAAACUAAAUUGUUGAAGCGUCAGUUACUGGAGGAAUUGUGAACCAAUUUCUUCAUAACCUUCAAAAUGGCAGUCGUUAAACGGCUUAAAAGAGACAAUAUGAAAAAAAAAGUCAAGAAAUCCGUAAUACCUUCUGAAGAAACUGAGCCCCCAAUGGUUACUGAGUCGGAAGCGACUAAUAAUGAAGCAGUGGAAAAGAGAACAGGAUUCUUUCGGAGACCAAAAUUUGGAAGACGUGUGACUUUUCUUCUAGGUGCGAUUAUAGGUAUCUGCGGUGCCUUGUUCUUUGCUGUUGGUAACGACAAUGGCAUUUUUGAUCCAACUGCCUUGGAAGCUUUAGGUACUAAGCUGGGAUCAUCAGACAUAUUCGAAGAUAUUAAAGGAUUUCUUUCGUCUCAUAUGUUUGACGAUACGGUAGUAAUGGAUUCAGGAAGUCGGGCGCAAGUAAACAACGAAGCUCAAGUAGGACUGGAUAUGCAUGCUGAAGGUUAUUCUUACCAUUAUCCUGUCAUUAUGACUCCUGGUGUUAUUAGCUCGGGCUUGGAAAGUUGGUCAUUCAACAAUUGCUCAAUUUCUUAUUUCAGGAAGAGACUUUGGGGAAGUUGGUCCAUGCUAAAAGCCAUGCUCCUUGAUAAACAAUGUUGGCUGGAACAUUUGAUGUUAGAUCCUAAAACUGGAUUAGAUCCUCCUGGCAUCAAGCUUCGAGCCGCACAGGGAUUUGAAGCAGCCGACUUUUUCAUUACCGGUUACUGGAUAUGGAGCAAAAUCAUUGAAAAUCUCGCAGCAAUUGGAUAUGAACCAAACAAUAUGCUAAGUGCUUCUUACGAUUGGCGGCUAUCAUACUCAAAUUUGGAGGAAAGAGACCGCUAUUUCAGCAAGCUUAAGUUAUUUAUAGAAUAUAGUAAAUUGGUACACGGCAGGAAAGUUGUACUUAUUUCUCAUUCCAUGGGAUCCCAAGUCACAUAUUAUUUCUUUAAAUGGGUAGAAGCUGAGGGAUUUGGAAAUGGAGGACCUAGCUGGGUGAAUGAUCAUAUUGAAACUUUUAUUAACAUUUCUGGUUCUUUAAUCGGCGCUCCCAAAACAUUAGCAGCCCUUCUAUCUGGUGAAAUGAAAGAUACUGCGCAAUUAAACCAAUUUUCCGUAUAUGGUUUAGAGAAGUUUUUUUCUAGAUCUGAGAGAGCUAUGAUGGUUCGAACCAUGGGCGGCGUCAGUUCAAUGCUUCCGAAAGGCGGGAAUAUCAUUUGGGGGAAUACAAGCUGGGCUGCCGACGAGGAUGAUUCCGAAGAUUUAUCUAACGGUGUUAUGAUACAUUACAGAAAAGAUGCUGCCGAUCCUCAUUCACGAUUUGAUUCGGAACAAGCAUUCCAGUUCUUAAACAAUGUUACAAGUGAAGACUUUAGAAAUAUGCUUAGAACAAAUUAUUCACAUGGUCUAGCUUGGACUAAAGAGGAAGUGGAACGCAAUAACAAAAUUCCAGCCAAAUGGAUUAAUCCACUUGAGACAAGUCUUCCAUAUGCUCCAGAUAUGAAAAUUUUUUGUUUUCACGGGGUAGGAAAACCAACUGAGCGUGGAUACUUUUAUUCCCAAAACGACGAGGGACAUCCAGUGAUAGACUCCUCUGUAAAUGAUGGUACCAAAAUUGAAAGUGGAAUUGUUAUGGAUGACGGUGAUGGAACUUUACCAUUGAUGGCUCUUGGUUUUGUUUGUAAUAAAGCUUGGCGUACAGAAAGAUUUAAUCCUGCAAAUAUAAGCGUCGUCAAUUACGAGCUUCGUCAUGAUCCUGCGGCAUUUGACCUACGAGGAGGACCUCGUUCAGCUGAGCAUGUUGAUAUCCUAGGGCAUCCGGAACUUAACGAAAUGGUUUUAAAAAUUGUUUCAGGACACGGAGACGAGGUAAAGGACCAUCGUGAAUCUAAUAUUCUUGACAUUGUAAAUAGAAUCAAUUUGGACUAACCUGGAAAAUGAGAAAUCCUUAAACUGUUUCUAUAAAAAAAACAUUCAUUUCAUACAGAAAAUUAAUGAAAUUCAUUACACUAA
Molecule: messenger RNA, 2054 nt
Organism: Schizosaccharomyces cryophilus OY26
Lineage: Eukaryota; Fungi; Ascomycota; Schizosaccharomycetes; Schizosaccharomycetales; Schizosaccharomycetaceae
Product: phospholipid-diacylglycerol acyltransferase Plh1
Exons: 18
Coding region: 84-1970 (628 amino acids)
Biological process (GO): lipid storage; triglyceride biosynthetic process
Cellular component (GO): cytoplasm; perinuclear endoplasmic reticulum
Molecular function (GO): phospholipid:diacylglycerol acyltransferase activity
Source: RefSeq, a predicted model, not a curated record